This is a messenger RNA of Antechinus flavipes (yellow-footed antechinus), 1246 nucleotides long. It is a transcript of the gene TMEM91, whose product is annotated as transmembrane protein 91. The coding region runs from base 338 to 922 and encodes 194 amino acids. The record is from RefSeq and is a predicted model, not a curated record. Gene Ontology annotation, cellular component: intracellular membrane-bounded organelle; membrane. Lineage: Eukaryota; Metazoa; Chordata; Mammalia; Dasyuromorphia; Dasyuridae. The transcript is spliced from 4 exons.
AGAGCCCACUCUCCCCACAGCCUUCGAGGUGGGGAUCCAGGCGCGGCCCCCUCCCCUGCCUUCCCCGCGCAACAUCUGCCUCCUCCAGGUCCGGGGGAGGGAGCGGGGAGCGGAGGGAGGAGGGGGAGUGCGGUCCUGGGCGCCUGGGGCUCCGGGCGGGGGCGGCGGGAGCAGCUGCGCAGAGCGAGGCGCCCAGAGCCCGAGCGGACUAGCCAGCGCAGCUCCGCAGCAGCAGCAGCUUCGAACGGUCCUUCCCGGCUCUGCGCUCGCAAACCCUGGGCACCCUGAACCCUCAGCCUCAGGCGGCUGGGCUGCCCGGUCCCGGAGGGUCCGGACCAUGGACAAUCCCCAGGACUUGCAUCAGCCCUUGCUUGGGCCACCACCAGAUGGGUCCCCAGUUGUGGAGCCCCCCAGCUCCAAGCCCCCCCCCAGCUCCAAGUCCCCCGGCUCCAAGUCCCCCGGUUCCAAGCCCCCCGGCUCCAAGGCCCCCGGUUCCAAGGCCCCUGGCUCGGCCCCAAAGCAAAAGCGCCCUCGCAAAGAGAAGGUCGCCAAGGAGAUGCUGCCCCUGCCUACUGUCAGCCUGGGGCUCCUGGAGCCCAAGAACCCUGAGUUAGAGGACUGGUCCAGCGACAGCGACUACGACGGGAUGGGGGUGGGCCAGUUCACCCCCCUGCUCUCCCGGGACUACGUGGGGCUGGCCGUGUUCUCCAUCCUGUGCUGCUUCUGGCCCUUGGGCAUCGCAGCCUUCUCCCUGGCCCAGAAGACCAACAAGGCCUGGGCAGCUGGCGACGUCCGCGCAGCCGGAGCCUCCGCCCGCCGGGCCUUCCUGCUGGCCAUCCUGGCCAUCGGCCUGGGGGUCUGCAUCUACACGGCGGCCCUGGUCACACUGGCCACCUACCUGACCUCUGGGGAUUCCCUCUAGAGACUCAGGGGGACCAGAGGGGUCUCGAGGGAUGGCCUCGACCCCCCCCACCCCAUGGCCACGCCCACCCUAUGGCCACGCCCUCUCCUGGGCCACCCCCUCCCCUCCCCGUGGCCACGCCCCUCCCUCCCCUCGGCCACCCACUCCCCGUGCCUACUCCCAUUCCCCACCCUGAUCCCUAUCAAUCCUGUUCCCCACUCCCCCUCCCCCAUUCCCCACUGAAAUCCCCCCUUCCCCAUCCCUACCUGUCCCACCCCUCCCCCUCCCCCGCCCCCGCUCCCAGCCAGGCAGAAACAACUAAUUAAAACCUGGGAUUCAUCUGAA